This is a messenger RNA of Sorex fumeus (smoky shrew), 1910 nucleotides long. RefSeq names its product family with sequence similarity 162 member B (gene FAM162B). The record is from RefSeq and is a predicted model, not a curated record. NCBI's taxonomy places the organism in Eukaryota, Metazoa, Chordata, Mammalia, Eulipotyphla, Soricidae. The coding region runs from base 129 to 602 and encodes 157 amino acids. The transcript is spliced from 5 exons.
GACCUGGACUUUAGAGCGCUGGCGUCAGAGGCUCCAUCCAGCUGCGCUUCCCGAGCUCCCACGGGAGCGCUGGGGGCCACGCUGGGGGCGCAGGCCAGGCGGCGGCGGACGCGGGAACGGGGCGCAGCAUGUUGGCGGCGGUGGGGAGCCUCUUGCGCCCCGGCUUGGGGCCCAUCCGGCGCUGCGCCCCGGGGGCGCGUCCGGCAGUUGCGCGGGGCGCGCUGGCACCUCUCGGUGCCCCGGCCGCACCCCGAUACAACAGCGGCUCUGGGCCCCAGAGUCCGGGGAAGGUUCAUCGGGUCCCCGCCGAACUCAAGCCUUCACAGUUCGACAAAAAAAUUCUGCUAUGGACUGGACGUUUCAAAGCCAUGGAAGACAUCCCGCCCCGGGUCCCACCAGAAAUGAUAGAUGCUGCAAGAAACAAAGCUCGAGUGAAAGCUUGUUACAUAAUGAUUGGACUCACCAUUAUUGCCUGCUUUGCAGUGAUAGCAUCAGCCAAAAGGGCUGUAGAACGACAUGAAUCCUUAACAAGCUGGAACCUGGCAAAGAAAGCUAAGUGGCGUGAAGAAGCUGCGUUGGCUGCACAGACUAAGGCUAAAUGAUAUUCUAAGUGGCAAAGAGUUCAUCAGAAUACCAUCACUAUUCUCAGCAACAAUAACACAUUUGCAAAAGAGAAUAUUUAACAUUGUUUUGCGAUGGUUUAAUUUGGUAAAAAGUAGUUUAAUCUUUUUUUGCUAUUUAGUAAACUUUAUUUUGAGGUAUAACAUACUUUCAGAAAAGGACACACGAAUAUACACUGCUUGAUGGUGUGUGUGGAACCACUGGCUAGGUCAAGCAUUGUAAUAGCUUAUUAGAAUAACAGCAGUACUCUCGAAACAUCCUUGCAGCCUUCACUGUUAACACUAUCCAAAAGGUGACCAUAGUUCUGAGUUUUAUCACUAUAUUCUGCCUGUUUCUAAGACACUGCUUUAUAUAAAUGAAACUAUGCAAAAUGUGCUUGUGUGGAUUCUUUCUCUCAACACGUUGCUGAAAAUGUUGUUCAUUUUCACUGCAAAAGAUGAUUCUUUUGCAUGGCUAUAUCACAACUAAUCAGAAUAUUUAGCUCAGUUUUAGCGAUUAAUGACAAUGCAAAAUAGCACUCUGUGCAUGUCAUUAAAACUAUAUUGAAAUGAAACCAGAAAGAUAAUACAGCAAGUAAAGUUCUUGCUUUGCAUGCAACCAGCCUGGGUUUUAUUCCUGUCACCUCAUAUGGAGUGAUCCUUGAGCACAAAGCCAGGAGUAAGCCCUGAGCACAGAUGGAUAUGGUUCUAAAACAACAAUAUAAUAAGGAAGGCUGAACUAAAUCACUAAGGCCUCUAAUUUUAACCACAAUUAUGUUAACCAAAUAUGCAAUAUUUGGUAAAUGGAUAUUUACCAGAGUAAAUACUGCAACCAGAGUAUGAAAAGUCUUAUAAAGCAAGAAUUACUAACUUAAAAAUCUACUGUAAAAUGCUAAAAGUACUAAAAUAAUAAUUUGUAAAGCAAUUUUUAAAAGAAUAUUAAAUAUUAAAGAAAAUGGUUUAACGCUUUCAAAACAUGUUUGCAUCCAAAAACAGUUCUAAAUGAUCUCUUCUUGCAUUUUUGAUAUCUAUAAUUUUUAAUCAAUAAUAUAGGUAAUUGGGAAGAUAUACUUUUUAUCAUAAAUGUAAAACUACAUAUUAACUCAACACUUUAUAAUUUUGAUAAAAGCCAGCCUCCCUAUUAAAUGAGUUGUCAAACUUGAUUAUUUGUUAGUGUGAUUUGAAAAUGAAAAUGUUAAUGUGUGUUCCUGUGAUGCUAAUCUCCCCUCUGAAUUAAACUCUAAAAUUCAUCAAGAAAGCAUGAAGCAGCUUCCCAAUCAACCUAGAUAUUGGCCAUUUGGACAUUUUAUG